Vicia villosa (hairy vetch) is the source of this 1254-nucleotide messenger RNA. RefSeq lists its product as uncharacterized. The record is from RefSeq and is a predicted model, not a curated record. The transcript is spliced from 3 exons. The coding region runs from base 1 to 1254 and encodes 417 amino acids. NCBI's taxonomy places the organism in Eukaryota, Viridiplantae, Streptophyta, Magnoliopsida, Fabales, Fabaceae.
AUGGCUAACAACGUGACUGCUACCAGAGAAGCUACAAGGCGUACUCACACUUACAGUUUCCAUCGCGAAGGCUUGAUUCAGUUGGAGCAAUUGGGUGGAUUGAUCGCUGGUCAUAAUAAAACUGUGUUCACUGAGAAUUAUGGAAACAUCUUGACCCUUUUGGACUCACACGUCGACGAAUGGGGUUUAUCUACUCUUCUCCAAUUCUAUGAUCCUGACUUGCGUUGUUUCACCUUCUCAGGCUAUCAGUUGGCUCCCACUCUCGGGGAGUACUCUCAUUUUCUCAAUAUCAAGAUUCAACACAAGGUUCCUUUCGUUUGUGUCCCAGAGAAACCUGAUUUGGACAACAUUGCCAACGCUCUUUAUUUGAGCAUAGAAGACGUCCUUGGGAAUUGGAAGAAGAAUGGUAACACCCAUGGUUUCUAUAUGAGUUUCUUGGCUGAGAAGGCCCAAGAGUUGGCCAACAAAAAGAUGUGGGAGGCUUUCAACGCCCUUCUGGCCGUUUUGAUCUAUGGGAUCGUGAUGUUCCCUAACAUUCACAAGUUCGUUGAUCUGGCCGCUAUAUGUCUUUUUGUGGAUAAGAAUCCGAUCCCUACUUUGCUAGCCGAUACGUACUAUUCUGUUCACUCUCAAUAUGGGAAAGGAGGAGCCAUAAGAAAUUGUUUGCCGUUGUUAUACACCUGGUUUAAGUCCCACCUACCUACAAGUGGUCCUUUCAUUACUUCUACUCAGAAAUGGCCUCAAAGGAUCAUGGGGCUUACUGGAAAUGACAUUGUCUGGUGUCCCACUGGAAUGGACGUGGAGAAAGUUAUAACUAGCUGUGGUACUUUUGACAACGUUCCUCUCAUAGGAACAAAAGGAACCGAUCCAAAGGGUCUAGAAAAGGUGAGGAGUGCCUGGAAUAGCAUCCAUACAGAUGAUCAGACUUCUCUAGGUGAAAAGAAUGCCGUUGCCAAACAAGCCUACACGGAUUGGGUUGAGGAUAGAGUUAAAGAUCGUCUGUUGCCUUUCCCGAAGGUUAAUCCAUUGUACAAGCAACCGCCUAAGGUUCCAAUUGCCAUUAUGCCUACUGAGAAUUGCAUCCCAGUAAAUAUGGAAAGCACCCAAUUGCACGAAAAGAAGUCAGAUGCGCGACCAAAACAUCAUCUCAUGGACCAAAUAGGGGUUGAGUUGACACAUGAAGCCAAGGUGCUGAAAGAAGGAUCUGUGAGAGUUCAAAAGAGGGCUAGAACGGAAAAAGCAUUUGUCACGUAG